AUGGCUCCUUUUCUUCAAACCAGCCUCGCGCUCCUUCCAUUGUUGGCUUCCACCAUGGUCAGCGCCUCGCCAUUGGCGCCGCGAGCCGACACCUGCGCAACCAAGGGCCGGCCGGCCGGCAAAGUGCUCCAGGGCUACUGGGAGAACUGGGACGGUGCCAAGAACGGAGUGCACCCUCCGUUUGGCUGGACGCCCAUCCAAAACCCCGACAUUCGCAAGCACGGCUACAACGUCAUCAAUGCUGCCUUUCCCAUCAUCCAGCCCGACGGCACCGCGCUCUGGGAGGACGGCAUGGACACAGGCGUCAAGGUGGCGAGCCCGGCCGACAUGUGCGAGGCCAAGGCAGCGGGCGCCACCAUCUUGAUGUCGAUUGGCGGUGCUACUGCGGCCAUUGACCUGAGCUCGUCGGCUGUGGCUGACAAGUUUGUCUCGACCAUUGUGCCGAUUCUGAAAAAGUACAACUUUGACGGCAUUGAUAUCGACAUUGAAUCCGGCCUCACAGGCAGCGGAAACAUAAACACCCUGUCCACCUCGCAGACCAACCUGAUUAGAAUCAUUGACGGCGUUCUCGCGCAGAUGCCCGCCAACUUUGGCUUGACCAUGGCGCCAGAGACUGCCUACGUUACCGGUGGGACGAUUACGUACGGAUCAAUCUGGGGCUCCUACCUCCCCAUCAUCAAAAAGUACCUCGACAACGGUCGUCUCUGGUGGCUCAACAUGCAGUACUACAAUGGCGAAAUGUACGGCUGCUCUGGCGACUCGCACAAGGCCGGCACUGUCGAAGGGUUCGUUGCUCAGACCGACUGCCUGAACAAGGGACUUACUAUUCAGGGCGUGACAAUCACGAUUCCCUAUGACAAGCAAGUGCCUGGCCUUCCUGCCCAGCCGGGGGCUGGUGGCGGCCACAUGUCCCCGUCCAACGUGGCGCAAGUUCUCUCCCACUACAAGGGCGCUUUGAAGGGAUUGAUGACUUGGUCUCUGAACUGGGACGGCUCCAAGAAUUGGACAUUUGGCGACAAUGUCAAGGGGACUUUGGGGACUGCGUAA
Molecule: messenger RNA, 1047 nt
Organism: Beauveria bassiana ARSEF 2860
Lineage: Eukaryota; Fungi; Ascomycota; Sordariomycetes; Hypocreales; Cordycipitaceae
Product: chitinase-like protein
Exons: 1
Coding region: 1-1047 (348 amino acids)
Biological process (GO): carbohydrate metabolic process
Molecular function (GO): hydrolase activity, hydrolyzing O-glycosyl compounds; chitin binding
Source: RefSeq, a predicted model, not a curated record